AUGGACACGUUUUCAGACGCGCUGAAUGUGACGCUGCGGAACUGCGUGCUUGUGGGCGGUGCACUGCUGCGGAUCAAAGGCGUUGAUGACGCUGGUAUGGCAGCGCUGAUGCCUCGUCUGCUUGUGAACAUGACGAAUGUAACGUCGGUGGAGGGCACGAUCGUGCUGCAAGGCACAGUGCCCGCGAACUCGAUUGUGCUGCUGGCGAACUCGACGCUGCGUGCAACAACCGAUGGAUCGCAGUAUGUACUGACAAGUGUGGGUGAGGGGAGUGCCAAGUAUGGUCCCGUGCUCGUGCUCGACGGCGUGCAGCUUCUGUCAACGCAGUUUGUUGUGACGCGUACGAAAAUGACGUGUUCGGGAGAGACCACAUGCGCUCCUAUCCUCGUGGAACACGGCCUCUACGUGAAGCAGUCGAGCGCCUUCUACAUGGACAACUGCGCGGUGAGCUCGCCGGCCUAUGGGAUCAACUUCGUUUCUUCCGAUUUGGGGGUUCUCGGUGGCUCAGUGUUCUCGGUACAGAACAGCUCAUGGAAGGUUGCGACGGAUAGCAUUACCGCCGGCGCAAUUCAGUCUGACGGUGUUGUGGUGAAUGGUGGGAGUGUGAUGCAGUUUGUCUCGAGUGAGUUUCGCGCUGGGCUCAAGGUGCUCUCCUUUCUUACGCUAGAAUUGUCUGAUAGGAGCUGGUUGGUUCACAGGGACUGUCAGUUUCGCAGCUACUACGUUCUGUAUGUGUCGGGCUGGUCUGGUGUGCAGUUUGUGAAUCAGAGUGUUUGGUCAGUACUGCGCAACCGAUUGCUUCCUGGAACAUUCUCUCCUUCCUCUUACCUAUCCAAUUAUUGGUACUUACCUGUGGUCUCCAAUUCGACUGUGUACGGCAUGUGCAAUAGUUGA
This is a messenger RNA of Trypanosoma theileri, 894 nucleotides long. RefSeq names its product dispersed gene family protein 1 (DGF-1). NCBI's taxonomy places the organism in Eukaryota, Euglenozoa, Kinetoplastea, Trypanosomatida, Trypanosomatidae. The record is from RefSeq and is a predicted model, not a curated record. The transcript has a single exon. Bases 1 to 894 code for a protein of 297 amino acids.